AUGUCAUCUUUUCAACCAAUUAAUCCAAAGCCUUUUUUAAAGACGUUGAUAGGCAAACAGGUGAUCGUGAGGUUGAAGUGGAAUAAGACAGAAUAUAAAGGAACGUUGAUUUCAAUCGAUAAUUACAUGAAUUUGCAAUUGGACAAAACGUCGGAAGUGAUAUACGAAGAUGGUGAAAAGAAAGAAGAAGUCAUAGGUGAAAUAUUCAUCAGAUGCAAUAAUGUGUUGUUUAUAAGAGAGGAUAAAGAGGUACAGAAUGGUUCUGACAGUGGUGAAGCAGAUGUCAAAAUGGAAGAUGGUAAUUAG
Molecule: messenger RNA, 306 nt
Organism: Debaryomyces hansenii CBS767
Lineage: Eukaryota; Fungi; Ascomycota; Pichiomycetes; Serinales; Debaryomycetaceae
Product: mRNA splicing protein
Exons: 2
Coding region: 1-306 (101 amino acids)
Biological process (GO): spliceosomal snRNP assembly; mRNA splicing, via spliceosome
Cellular component (GO): U1 snRNP; catalytic step 2 spliceosome
Molecular function (GO): RNA binding
Source: RefSeq, a predicted model, not a curated record